This is a messenger RNA of Amoebophrya sp. A25, 391 nucleotides long. NCBI's taxonomy places the organism in Eukaryota, Dinophyceae, Syndiniales, Amoebophryaceae. The record is from the annotation of a GenBank genome assembly.
AUGACACGGGACGUUGAGAGCGAUCAAGACCUAGAUGGUACUUCGCGUUGCUGCUCUUUGGCCUCGUCGACAUCCUCUUGUUCAGAUGUAGAGAUGACCACGAUAACCAAUGGAUCUUCAUCUUGUGUUCAGGCGACCCAUUCUCCUGCUUAUGCGCAUGAGUUACAAGAACCUCUUUGUAACGUGACUGAGGAUAGUUCUGUAACCCCAGCGACCGACGAACAAGAACAAGAUUUCCGAGAACAAUUACAAAAAGCCAUACUAGAAGAGCAGUCUCCUGCUACCCUAGACCUAGAGGAGCAGCAGGUUCCUACCACCGCUUCGUCCACCGCUUCGUCAAGUGCGAGAGCACCUCAGAUGUCACUCCAAGCUGCUCAGCUAUUUCUUGGAC